AUGUAUAUUCUGGCCAUUUUUUGCUUGAUUUCAGUAGUCCUAGCAGCGGACUACGCCACGUACCCAAAAGUUCCAAAAACUGCAAGCAUCAAUGGUUUUGCCGACCCGAUUUAUGACUUAGCCCCAGAGUGUAUGAAGUCCUGUUUGAAGUUCUCCACCAGCAAUACCCCAUGUCCAUACUGGGAUACCGGCUGUUUCUGUGUGAUGCCACAAUGGUCUGGGUUGGUGGGCCAAUGCAUUGCCCAAAACUGUAAAGGGGACGACGUUGCCAGUGCCACGUUCUUGGCCACUUCAUUGUGUUCGGUCGUUGGGGCCAACACAUGGAUGAUGCCAGCAUCCAUCUCCACCAUGCUCUCCAGCGCUGCUGGGGACGCCAAAGAAGUCACCACCAUCGAAGGUAAGACAGCCGUGUCAUGGGUCACUGCUCCAGGAAGCUCUGCUGCUGACUCAGACGCCAGCGAAACCGGCUCAGCCAGCUCCGCUGCCUCCUCAGGAUCCUCCGAAUCUGCAUCUGAAUCUGAAUCUGAAUCCGAGUCCGAAUCCUCUGGUUCAUCCUCAUCUGCCUCGUCCACAUCCUCACCAUCCUCAUCCUCCAACAUGGCUGUCUUGCAAACUGGGGGUGUCGGCACCAUCCUUCUUGGUGUCUUGAUGUAUUUAGUUGUAUAG
Messenger RNA from Candida tropicalis MYA-3404, 666 nucleotides. Its product is annotated as CFEM domain-containing protein. NCBI's taxonomy places the organism in Eukaryota, Fungi, Ascomycota, Pichiomycetes, Serinales, Debaryomycetaceae. The transcript has a single exon. The record is from RefSeq and is a predicted model, not a curated record. The coding region runs from base 1 to 666 and encodes 221 amino acids.